Molecule: messenger RNA, 1865 nt
Organism: Durusdinium trenchii
Lineage: Eukaryota; Dinophyceae; Suessiales; Symbiodiniaceae
Source: the annotation of a GenBank genome assembly
UCAGGUGGGUCUGCUGGAGCUUCAAUGGGAUCCACUGAUGAUGAUCAGCUGUGCGGUGGACGGCAUCUUUGUGACGGAUAUGGUGAUCCAAUUCUUCACCAUGUAUCCCAAGACCACAGCGCGAGGCAUCCAAUGGGAAGAUAGCUUGCAGAAGAUCGCCAGAAAGUAUGUCACGACGUGGUUUCCCAUUGAUUUGAUCACCAUCAUCCCGUUCGAUAUCAUCGAACUGGCCUCCGGCGCGGAUCACAUGGGUGCCUUCAAGGGGACCAAGGCCAUUCGUGCUUUGAGGUUAUUAAAGUUGAUGAGAAUCCUGAAGAACCUCAAGUGGCUUCAUAAGUUUGAAAUUGCCGUGUCCAUCCCCUACCAACAGUUCGCCUUGGUUCGCUUCCUCUUUGUCUUGCUGAUCGUUUGUCAUUGGCUGGCUUGUGUUUGGGCGAUGACUCUCCAGCUCAACGACCCCUUGGCCGAGCCUCCCAUCCCCACCUGGAUCGAGGAGGUUGAGGCCGCCGACGCGGAGGAUCGGACGGAACCCAUGCGUUUAUAUCUCACUGCCUUCUACUUCUGCAGCUACACCAUGACCUCAGUGGGCUACGGCGACAUCUUCCCACGGAACAUUGUGGAGCGGGUGGUGUGCACGAUGAUCAUUUUGACCGCGGGGCUUUGCUGGGCCUAUGUCCUGGGUGAGGUCUGUGCCAUCGUCAGUGACAUGAAUAGCGAGACCCAGGCCUUCCGGAAGAAGAUGACGGAUUUGAACACCAUGAUGUGGGAGCAAGGCUUACCAUACGAGCUCCGCUGCCGUUUGCGCAGCUUCUUCCUGCAGAACCGACACCAGGCAUUGCAUGUGACCCGCCAAAGGCUGCGAGACUCGAUGAGCCCUCAACUGCAAUCCGAGGUGUGCAUUGCUUUGAACCUGGCAUGGAUCCGCAAGGUGACCUUCUUUUCGCAGUUCAUGGAGUUAAUCGAAGAGACCGAGGAGCGGGGCUUGGACGUGGAUCCCUUCCGUAUGUGCAUUGCAGACAUCUCGCGCGAGCUGGAUUGCGGGGCCUUUGCGCAAGGGGAACGCUUCGACAACGUGCAAGUGCUCUACAUCUUGUCCAAGGGCUUGGUGGCGCUGAACAGCCGCGUGGGUACGAAUGGCGCCGUGUGGGGAGAGGACUUCGUCUUGUCGGACAAGAGUCUGAUUCGCCCGGUGCGCGGCUUCGCGUUGACCUACUUGGAGGUCCUGCACCUAACUCGUGCGAACUUCAUGAAGGUCAUCGAGCGCCGCAGGUUCUCUUGCCCUCAGCUGGGGCAGAUUGUGCGGAAGUUUUGCGUUCGCCUAGCAGCGAGGAGGGGCAUCUUGCAACAUGCACAGCAGGCGCAGAAGCUCAUGGAGGCCGCUGCGGCCUCCGAAGCCAUGCGCUCUGCACAGCUGGAGACUUCGUCCAUCGCGGCCGUCGCCCACGGUGGGAGCUCGCCCACCUCGCCCACGAGCUUCCCAUCUCCUGCGCCGCCAAGGAUUUCCAAAGAGAUGUUGGCGAAGCAGCAGUCCUUUGGGAUGGUUCCUGGACAGCUGGAAGACUUCUGAGGGGAGCAUCGGUGAAGAUCGGAAGUGAACAUCGCGUUUCACCCGGAAAAAAACGGCGCUGGAGCAGAUGAUCCUCCAUUGCUGGCGGCCUGUUUUGGGGGAGAGAAGGACGGUACUAGUCAUGUUUCUGAGGACAGGAAGCAUGGCCAUGUUGCUGCCAGCAUCUCAGAGGUGCCAUGGGACGGCUAAAGUCGUCCGUGCCACGAGCGAACGUACGGUGCAAAGCCACAGUGUCGAGGUCUAUUUCGCGCCGAAGCUGCAGAUUAUAGUUUAUGCCAGGCGAUGCCAGGCAUUCGAG